GUUCUUAGUGUCAUCCUAUGUCUAAGAUAUAGUCUUUCUCAUCUGUGACUGUGUCACUUAAAAGUCUAACCAAAAAUACAACACACAGAGCAGUUGAUUAUCGUUCUGUAUCUUUUUCUCUAAAUGUAAUAAACCGACGAAUAACCAAUAAACAUAUAAUUUAAUUAUAAGAUUUUCCAAUUUGGAAAUGUCCUCAACCAAAGUAGAUAUUGGGUUUUUGGAGGAGAAAAGUAGUUGGCUUUUACAUCCUCGAUUUUUUCCCAGCAAAGUUGGAGGUACACCCGCAUGGUUAGAUCUGCAAAACUUACCAUUACCAACAGAACUAACCUGUAAAGUAUGUAGUGACCCAUUAAUAUUUUUAUGCCAGAUCUAUGCACCUUAUGAAGAAUCAAGUGAUUGUUUCCAUCGAACUAUAUUUAUUUUUAUCUGUAGAAAUGGUUCCUGUUGUAAAACAAAUUCCACGGACAAUAUCUUAGUCUUGCGUUGUCAACUUCCUCGUAAAAAUAUGUUCUAUUUAUAUGAACCUUAUCAAGAGGAUGAAAAUGAGGAAUUUCCUACAGAUAAAUGGGCCAAGUUUUGCAACAUUUGUGGUGCAAAAGCUCCAUCACAUUGUUCAAAAUGUAAAAAAUCAUAUUAUUGUGGUCGUAAACAUCAGAUUCUUGAUUGGCAAAAAGGUCAUAAAGAAUUAUGUCCAAAAUCACAGAACACAGUACUUAACAAUUUUAUUGUCACUGAAGCAGGAAAAUCAAUUUUAUUCAAGGAAUGGGAACUAGUGGUAGAUGAAGAAUCUGAGGAAGAUUCUACUGACAUUGAUAUGAAUCAAGAAAUGGAGAAACUAAAUAAAUUGCUGCAAGAAAAAAAAGCCGGAACAUUAAAUAAUGUUAGUGAAGAUGAAUUACAACAGUACACAACAGCCGUACCGGUAGACAAAGUUUUUAAGAAAUUUAGUAAAAGGGUAUCUAGACAUCCAGACCAAGUCCUGCGAUAUGAAAGGGGUGGAACUCCCUUAUGGAUAACAGGCAACAGUGACAAUAGUAUCAUAAAUAUACCAAACUGUCAAUAUUGUAAUGGACAAAGACAAUUUGAAUUUCAGGUAAUGCCACAACUUCUAAAUUUCAUUAAUGUUGGUAUAGAUAUUAACAGCAUAGACUGGGGUGUGCUUGUUGUAUAUACCUGUAAAAGAAGUUGUAAUGAUGGUCCAGCAUACAAGAAAGAGUUUAUUUUAAAACAAGACUUAUUAAAUUAAACUAUAAAUAUACUUAUUAAAAUGUACUAACAAAUUAA
This is a messenger RNA of Galleria mellonella (greater wax moth), 1284 nucleotides long. It is a transcript of the gene Zfrp8, whose product is annotated as programmed cell death protein 2. The record is from RefSeq and is a predicted model, not a curated record. The transcript is spliced from 6 exons. Gene Ontology annotation, cellular component: cytoplasm; nucleus. Lineage: Eukaryota; Metazoa; Arthropoda; Insecta; Lepidoptera; Pyralidae. The coding region runs from base 188 to 1246 and encodes 352 amino acids.